Molecule: messenger RNA, 4042 nt
Organism: Spizellomyces punctatus DAOM BR117
Lineage: Eukaryota; Fungi; Chytridiomycota; Chytridiomycetes; Spizellomycetales; Spizellomycetaceae
Product: Elongator subunit IKI3
Exons: 12
Coding region: 34-3927 (1297 amino acids)
Biological process (GO): tRNA wobble base 5-methoxycarbonylmethyl-2-thiouridinylation
Cellular component (GO): cytosol; elongator holoenzyme complex
Molecular function (GO): tRNA binding
Source: RefSeq, a predicted model, not a curated record
GAUCGACGACGACGACGAUCGGCCCAAAGAACCAUGCGGAGCCUGUGUCUUCUCAGCGAGGCCCGUGCGGUGCUCUACCCAGAAGACGUGCUGGACAGUACUGGACGUUCACAUAUUGCGGUCGAUCCUGAAACUCUGGACGUGUACUCUUCUGUAGGAACGGAACGUCAGAGCUGGGUAUACAAAGUUUCUGUCUCACAAGAAGUAACUGAAAUCGCUACAUUCCCAAACCAACCACUCGGAACAACUGCCGCUGUGGAAGUUGUUGGCUUUCAAUAUGUUCCGGAGCUUCAGGCAUUGUGCGUCGCGCUCAACGGGGGCGACCUAGUGUUGAUACCAUCAGAGGAUGGAGAGGACAGACCACCAGAAGUGGUGGGAACUGUGGAUUCAGGAAUUUUAUGCAUGGAAUGGAGUCCAGAUCAUGAGCUUGUAGUGAUAGUUACGGGAGCAGGAACCAUAUUGGAGAUGACGAAAGAUUUUGAGGUUAUCACAGAAAUUCCGAUUCAUGUGGAGGGGACUGGCAAGGAGGAGCACGUAAGCGUUGGAUGGGGCAAAAAGGAAACCCAAUUUCAUGGAUCAGAGGGGAAACAGGCUGCCUUGCGUAAGGACGAUGCGCUGACUGGCAGUAACCUGAUUUCGGAUGACGAUGACUUCCGACCACGGAUUUCAUGGAGGGGCGACGGAGCUUACUUUGCAUGCUCAGCGGUGGCACCAAACGGCAAUAAGAGAGUCAUACGUAUGUAUGACAGGGAAUGUACUUUGCAAUAUACGAGCGAAAGCGUAUCGCAAUUGGAGCAUGCCUUGAACUGGAGACCCUCGGGGAACUUGAUCGCCGCAAGUCAGAGGCUUCCCCACCGGCAUGAUAUCAUCUUUUUUGAAAAGAACGGACUUCGACAUGGGGAGUUUGCCCUUCGCGAUGAUACCGCUACGGUUGUAGAGGUGGCGUGGAAUGCGGAUUCAACAGUCCUUGGUGUUUGGCUGCAAAGUGGUUCUCCUUCUGCGAAGCCCGAAUCAGUCAUUCAAUUGUGGACUGCAAAUAACUAUUACUGGUACUUGAAGCAGGAAUUGCGACCGGUAUCAGAGAAUGACUCAUUUUCCGGUAUGCAAUGGGAUCCGGAAGUGGCUCUUCGAUUGCAUUUGACAACUAGGUCCGGCUCAUACCAACGAUCCGACUUUUGCGCUGACCAGUUUGUCAGCACAUCUCGGGUAGCAGAAAAUCCUGCUACGGUGGCUGUCAUUGAUGGAUGCUCCGUUCUUCUUACGCCGUUCAAGCAUUUGAAUGUACCACCACCGAUGUCUGCUGUUAAGGUACAAUUGCCUGCACCUGCCGCAUAUGUCACCUUCGGACCAGGGAAUGCAGGCGAUGACCUCGCAGUGUUGCUGUGCGAUAAAACGGUUCACCUCUUUAAGGGAGGCUCUGUUGUUAAACCGGUCAAGGUACCUGAGCGUUUAGGAUAUAUCAGUCUUCCACAGGAAAAUUCUGCGAUCACCUUUCGUCAAAUUGCUUGGAUUGACGCCAAAACUCUUUUGGCCUUGGCGUACGAUGAUAGGGUUGGAGAAGAUUAUGUUGUGAUAUUCACGCUGGACGAAGCGACCAUGCAAGUUUGCGAAAGAAGGGACGCGCGAGCAACAAACGGUGUCCGCUCAUUCGUUCGGCUGCACUGCAACGUGGACAGUGGAAUAGCAGUAGUUGAAGCUGCUGAUGGACGGGUAGCAUAUGUGGAUUGUGCUGCGGAGCAGCCAUUUUUGCAUUUUGUGCCCGGCGUUCCAACCAUGUGUCCGUGGAUAUCUACCGCGGAACUCCGUGGAUCAGAUGGCCAAUCACAGCAGAGAAUCCUGAUAGGUUUGAGUGAUCGCAAUAAGCUGUAUGCAAAUGACCGACUACUUUCACCCGAUUGUACAUCAUUUUUCGUCCAUGAUGACUUUUUGAUAUUGACGACCUUCACGCACACUGCGAGGUUCAUUUCUUUAAAUGUGGCUUUCGAUGAUUUCACUUUGCCGGAGACAACCUCCUCGCCAUUUGACGAGCACGUUCGGCGGGUUGAACGCGGUUCAAGAAUAGUCACGGCGGUACCAGGAGACAUAUCGCUAGUCUUACAGAUGCCGCGAGGCAAUCUUGAGACAGUUUAUCCUAGAGCUUUGGUUCUUGCCACCGUUCGGCGGUUAAUAGAUAAGAAAGAUUACCGAGCAGCCUUCCUUCACUGCCGGAAGCAUCGUAUCGACUUGAACCUUUUGGUUGAUCAUAAUCGCGCGCAAUUCGAAGGCAACAUUCAAUUAUUUGUGCGGCAGAUCGAUGAUCCAGAAUACCUCAAUCUGUUUAUCUCGACUUUGAGGGACGAGGAUGUAACAGUGACAAUGUAUUACGGAGCCAUCUCCAAGGUCGGGACGACGGACAAGGUUGAGGGCAAAGUCAAUUCCAUAUGUGAGACUAUUCGACGGGCCCUGGAGGAAGUUGAUUCGCAGCGGUACACACAGUCCAUACUGACAACUGAUGUCAAGAAAACGCCGCCUGAUUUGGAAGCGGCGAUGAGGCGCAUUCUCUUGGUAAAGACCAAAGAGUCACCCGAGGCGGCGGAUGCUGCUCUGAAAUACGUCAUAUUUCUUGCGGAUGUUGACAAGCUUUACGAUGUGGCUCUGGGGAUGUAUGAUUUUCCACUCGUGCUCAUGGUUGCUCAGCAUUCACAAAAAGAUCCACGAGAGUAUCUUCCGUUCCUUUCGGAGCUACAAAAACUUGAAACAAACUAUCAGCGGUACCGUAUCGAUGAUCAUCUAGGAAAACGGGAGACGGCGUUGCGCCAUCUUAGCCUUGCCGGUGAUGAGUAUUACAAUAAUUGUCUUGCUUACAUCAAGCAGCAUGGACUUUACAAGGUGGCAAUGGACGUCUUCUCUGAUCAAAAGGCCCGGUACCAGGAGGUGUUACGAUUAUAUGCAGAUCACUUGGAGGAACGUUCCGACUAUGAGGAAGCUGGGCUGUUGUACGAAAUCGCUGGAGCCAAAGUUACAGCGAUGCAGGCGUAUCAGAAAGCACUAAUGUGGCAGCAAACUUUUGCGAUUGCCACGAAUCUUGGACUUCCAGAGGCCGAAAUAACUGGAAUGGCUUGUGACAUGUCUGAGGAAAUGAUCAGACGCCUUCAAUAUCGAGAUGCUGCGCGGAUCCUAUUGGAUUACGCGAAGAAGCCUCUUGAGGCCGUAAACGUUCUCGUAAAAGGGUCCCUGUGGAGUGAAGCAUCCCGGACAGCCUGUAUGUAUGGGCAUGCUGAGCUAAUAGACACAGCUAUAAAGCCGAAGGCUUUGGAAGCUUGUGCGCAAAUGCUGGAGGACAUCAAGGACAUGUCCACCGAAUUCGACACGAGACGUGAGAGAUUACAUCGAUGGAGGGAGGAGAAAGCUCGGAACUUGGCUGCAGCGGAGGCCGGAACUCACGACCCAAGCCUCGAUAAUAUUGACAUGUUUUCCGACACAACGUCUAUGGCUACAACCCGCAUCACGGGCGCCAGCGCCUUGACGAGUUUGGCUUCACGAUCGACAGUGCGAACGGCUCGUACGGCUAAGGCUCGGCGAAAGGCCGAGCGGAAACGAGCUACAGGCCGUGACAAAGCAUUCGAGGAUGAGUAUCUAAUGAAUUGCUUGAGAAAGCUAAUCAAUCGUUCAAAUGAUAUGAGAGUUGACGUUCUUGCGAUGGUCCGCAUUCUAAUGGUUCAUAACCAUGUUGAGCGCGCGCGAUCUGUCCAGGCUGCUUUUAAGGCACUGGUGGCAAAGAUACAGCUCGGAAUUCCAGAGAUCUUCAUUGCACCAACACAGGCUCCCGAGACAGCUGAAGACUUCAAGAGACGGGUCAUGGAAGGGCUGCCACCACCAGCUCCACGUAAUGUGGAACCUCCACCAAAAUUGUCUGAUGCUCAGUAUGGGAUAUCUAUAUUAGAGUAGGUGGGUUGUUGUAUUAGGUUUAGAAUAGCAUUAGUUGUAAGUACAAGCAAACACACAUUCAUUUAUUACAUGAAGAGACUGUCGUAGUCCACGAAGGACAUGCGUUAUCUGGAAA